This is a messenger RNA of Knipowitschia caucasica, 1209 nucleotides long. NCBI's taxonomy places the organism in Eukaryota, Metazoa, Chordata, Actinopteri, Gobiiformes, Gobiidae. The record is from the annotation of a GenBank genome assembly.
AUGCCCACCAUGCGACAGACCUACAACGUGACAGUACCGGAGGACCCCCCAUCAGCCGCUUUCCCUUUCAUCAAACAGGAGAUGCGCAGAAAGGGCAGCGUGUCCGGCUCAGUGCUGGUGUCAACUUUUGUAGGGCUUCUCAUUAACCAAGCCAAGAAUUCGAAGAGUGCCCAAGGCCUGGUGGGACUCAAGAACCUGGGAAACACUUGCUUCAUGAACAGUAUCCUGCAGUGUCUCAGUAACACCCACAGCCUCCGAGACUACUGCCUGCACAACAGUCACCGCAGAGACCUUAACAACAACAGCCGCGCCAACACGGCCCUCAUGGAAGAAUUUGCCAAGUUGAUACAGACAAUGUGGUCAUCCACCAGCAGCGAGGCCGUCAGCCCCUCUGAAUUCAAAACUCAGAUUCAGAGAUAUGCACCCAGAUUUGUGGGUUACAACCAACAGGAUGCUCAGGAGUUCCUGCGAUUCCUCCUGGACGGUUUGCACAACGAGGUCAACAGGGUCACAGUCCGACCAAGGGGCAGCGUGGAGGACUUCGACCACCUCCCGGACGAGGAGAAGGGGAAGAAGAUGUGGAGCAAAUACCUGGAAAGAGAGGACAGCAAAAUAGUUGAUGUGUUCGUGGGGCAGCUGAAGAGCUCUCUGACCUGCAGUCACUGUGGCUUCUGCUCCACUGUGUUCGACCCUUUCUGGGACCUGUCUCUCCCCAUCGCAAAGAAGGGCUACGGCGAGGUCAGCCUCAUGGACUGCAUGCGGCUCUUCACCAAAGAGGACGUUUUGGACGGGGACGAGAAACCGACGUGUUACAGGUGUAAAGCCCGCAGGAGAUGCACAAAGAAGUUCACUAUCCAGAAGUUCCCCAGGAUUUUAGUUCUUCACCUAAAGCGUUUUUCGGAGGCGCGGAGAACCAGCAAACUAUCCACUUUUGUAAAUUUCCCCAUGAAGGAUCUGGACCUGCGGGAAUUUACUUCUGACAACAGCAUCAAUGCAGUGUACAACUUGUAUGCAGUCUCCAACCACUCAGGCACCACUAUGGGCGGCCACUACACGGCCUACUGUCGCAACCCCAACUCGGGAGAAUGGUACACCUUCAAUGACUCCAGAGUAACGCCAAUGUCGUCCAGCCAAGUGCGCAGCAGCGACGCCUACGUCCUGUUCUACGAGCUGACGUCGUCUUCGCGAAUUGAACACUCCCGAUGCUGA